AUGUACCCCAAACCCUACUCUCAAGUCCCCUGUGUUAGCUCCCUAGAACCUGAUUGCACCAGUCCUGUGUCGCCACGUGGGCUCAGUUUUCCAAGCUUUGGUUGUCAAAGGAAGUCGCGAGACUUCCCUACCCUGCGUAACCUUUUUGAUGACUGGAAGCUUUUAUCUUUGCCGCGGCCCGAAUCAGAAGAAGGGAAGGAUGGGUGGCCGCAAGUGGAUGCCAAAGAAGCCACAAGCAAAGCAGGAGCCUGA
Messenger RNA from Symbiodinium sp. CCMP2592, 252 nucleotides. The record is from the annotation of a GenBank genome assembly. NCBI's taxonomy places the organism in Eukaryota, Dinophyceae, Suessiales, Symbiodiniaceae.